AACGAAGAAAACACUUAAUCUCUGUAUCCGAAUGCCAACAAUCCAAAUAGUCGAACGCUAAUUAACCUCACCAGGUUUCUAUUUUCCUUCAUAUUCGUAUUUCAAUACUUCAAAUAAUGGUCGUUGCACACACCGACAUUCAGGAUAACAAUAAUAACGAUAAUAAUAGAUCUGAUGAGAACCUUCAGACUGCAGAUGGAAUCCAGUUGAAAAGCAAACCUAACAAUGAUAACUCCUCUGCUAAUCAUCCACCAGUGAAUACACCUAGCCAACAUCAGUCAAUCAAUUCAUCAACAAAUCAAAAUGAUUCAGGGCAUAAAAUCAAUAAUGAAAGCAAACCUCAGCAGACGAAAUCCACCGAUGUAUGUGCAGCUGAUGAUAAUGAAGAGAAAAUAUUAGCUGAAUUAUUCAAUAGGAAACAGUUACUGUUACAACGUCUUUCUGAAGAAAUGGAAAAAUAUGAACAAUUAUGUUGGGAAGAAAUGGCGAUUACUAGAACAAUAUCAGAUCAAUCAUUUCUCCCAUUGAAUCAUUUGAAUGUACGUUGCAAUAGUGAAACAAGAAAUCCUUUCAACACAACACCACGUGUAAUUUUAGAUCAGACAAAUAGUACAGCUAACAGUACAAAUAGAUCUAGAGGUAUAGCUGCACGUUUAAAAUUUCGUAAUUCUCGAAGAUCAAAAAGUGCUCAUGAAAGAAUACCUGAAGUAAGUGAAAUUGUUCUAAUUACUAGGGUUUAG
Trichobilharzia szidati is the source of this 740-nucleotide messenger RNA. NCBI's taxonomy places the organism in Eukaryota, Metazoa, Platyhelminthes, Trematoda, Strigeidida, Schistosomatidae. The record is from the annotation of a GenBank genome assembly.